Molecule: messenger RNA, 315 nt
Organism: Dicrocoelium dendriticum
Lineage: Eukaryota; Metazoa; Platyhelminthes; Trematoda; Plagiorchiida; Dicrocoeliidae
Source: the annotation of a GenBank genome assembly
AUGAAGGUCGUUCACCCAGCUUCUGACGAUCAGGUUAAUGGGUUCCGUUUCCCUAUUCCGUCUUUUCGAGAGACUAACCCUAAGGCCUGGUUUAACCAGCUAGAAUCUAUUUUUUCAUUACAUGGUGUUAAGUCUGACAGGGUAAAAUUUCACUGCGUUGUUGCAGCACUUCCUCCGCAAGUCUUCGAUGACCUCGACGACAUCUUCGAGCUUCCCGAUGGUCAGAAAAGUUACGAUGAGCUUACGGUCGUCGUCUUAAAGCGAUUUGGCGUAUCAGACCAUGCUCGCGUUACGCAGCUUCUUAACGAAACCUAG